Molecule: messenger RNA, 1457 nt
Organism: Triticum aestivum (bread wheat)
Lineage: Eukaryota; Viridiplantae; Streptophyta; Magnoliopsida; Poales; Poaceae
Exons: 2
Coding region: 273-1406 (377 amino acids)
Source: RefSeq, a predicted model, not a curated record
GGGUCUUUUCUGCAAAACGGCCGUCGACGUACGGCCAGGAGCAAUCGCUGGUUUAUUAGUACGUAAAGAUAAAGAUUUUUUGAGAAUCUAAAUAUGGAGCUGUCUUCCCCUUGGGCAAUCGCCUCCGUUAGAUCUUGAAUGGACGUCAGAUAUAGGGGGGCAAGUCACCUCAUCUCUUUCCCGUCCUAUCCCAGCCGCUGCCGCCGCCGUCGUCGUGCCGUGGAACUGGAGGUGGAAGAGACUUGAAUCUGUCUGCCUAGGAGUGGUGAGCGAUGAAGGCGCGGCAGUUCAUGAAUGUUGUGAUGCAGAGGUAUGGCAGUAGCAGCACCUGGUAUACGGUGAGUCGAAUCAAGGCCGGCGAGCAUCUCUUCUACGGAUCCACGGCGGAAGCACGGGCGGCAGAAAAAUCCAAGGUCAAUAUGGAUUGGCAAUCACCAGGCGUGGUGCCACCAUGGAUGGAGACCGUCUCGCCGAUUCCUCCGCCCAGGCUCAGGUUCGAACGGUCCAUCCCAGACAACAAAAGGAUGGAUUUCCUGCCCUUCUAUGGACGAGGCAGCAGCGGCGCUAGCAAGAUCCUCUGCGUGGACGCCGAGGGGCACACCGUCCUAUACGACAUGCCCGCCGGUUCCCUCCAGCCAAUUCCACACCUCAACAGUCCCAAGGGGAGCAGGCCUAUCAGCUUCUCCGCCACUAAUCGCGAAGCCUCUGACCAUGAACGUGCUGAUGUCUUCUACGUCAUGGGAAGGUUCCCUUCCAGCUACGAUCCCUACAACUUCGAGGUACUCAUGUACUGUGACCCUUCCAAUGGCAGGACGAUGAGAGGCUGGAACUGGCUCAAGCUACCAACACCACCUGCCUAUGCUGACAAUUGCAUAGUCAAUUCCCAUGCGCUGCUUGACGUUGAAGGUGACAGAAUUCUUGUUGUCUCCUCCGGAGAAGAAAGCCUUGGCACCUACUGCUUCAACACGGCCAGUCGCAAGUGGUUCAAGGCCGGCUCCUGGAGGCUGCCAUUCUUUGAUCGUGCCGUGCUUGUGCCAGAGCUAGACAACCUCGUGUUUGGAAUUGCUAAUGAUGAAGGCCACCCCUUUUGUGCAAUGGAUAUCAUCUCCCGUAUUCUCACGAAGAGGGGUCGGCCUUCGGUGUACACUUGGCCACACCUUGACGAUCUGCCUCAGGACUGGGCGAUGAUGGAUUGCAGCUUUGUCUACUUGGGAGCUGGGAGGUUUUGCAUCACCAAAAUCUUUGAGUUUGGUUUCGACCAACGUACAGGCCACACGACUCACGCGGGUGCUGUCAUGUCUGGUGUGGAGGUAGUGCGUCGUCACAAGAAGUCUGGACUCGUUAUGGUCAACCAUAGGUCCAAAUUCUACAACUUCGUCUCGGAUGAAAUCGAGCGUGUCUUGUAAGGGUAUCUCACUUGUGAAAAAAGGGGAGCAAAUAAACGGGUAUUCCCUCGA